Molecule: messenger RNA, 2860 nt
Organism: Rhopalosiphum padi (bird cherry-oat aphid)
Lineage: Eukaryota; Metazoa; Arthropoda; Insecta; Hemiptera; Aphididae
Product: hemicentin-1-like
Exons: 9
Coding region: 720-1823 (367 amino acids)
Biological process (GO): synapse organization
Cellular component (GO): neuron projection membrane
Source: RefSeq, a predicted model, not a curated record
AACCAGAGUGAAUAUCGCCCUCUGGCACGCGCGCACGGCUUUCGCUCUUCGCCGCCGCCGCCGCCGCCGAUCGCGUCUAUUUCGGUGCCGAUAUCGCGUCGUCAUAUAUAUAUAUAUAUAUAUAUAUAUAUAUAUAUAUAUGUGUAAUAAUCGCCGAUGACGAUAUAUCGCACUCCGCGCGAUUUCCGCUAUUCGUCGUCGUAACACCCGUCGCCCGUCCGAGUCGGUCUCGUAGUACAUAUUUUCAUUCGGUUUGGCCCCGUCGGGUUUUUUCGAUUUUCGUUUCAAAAAAAAAAAAAAAACACUUUUUCCUCGACCGAACCCCGAGGCGACCGCGCGUCUUCGCGGCGUUCACGGUUUCGCGGUAAAGGGUCGCCGAAUAAUAUUAUUGUUGUCGUCGUCGUCGACGGUAGUUGGCCGCCGUACGGGCCCGGGUGCGUCCGAUAGUGUAUAGUGGACUGUCGCGGUCCGCCGAGCAUAAUAAUUUAUUAUAAUAUCGUUAAGUCGCCGAUCGCGCGUUUUGCGUCUCGUCGGCGACCGCCCGCGGGACGGUGGUGAAAUCUUCGCCGACGGAGUAGUGACCGACGACGACGACGGCGAUAUCAUCGUAAUUAUUAUGAUGCCGAGGGCUUGAACAAGGGACCGUUCGUUGGUAAACCGAUAGUGGUGGUAUAAUAAAGGCACGCGGAGCAAUCGCCGUCGCAUCGACAACGCAGAAUAUGGGAACAAUAUUUGGUGUACACAAUCGGCUUCAUAUGGCAGCAGGAAUAUUGCUAUCUAGCUAUUUCAUCAUAGUUCAAACAUCAUCUAUUCGAAACGAAAAUACUACAAGUUAUAACGGUAACACGAUUACAGAUGCAGAAGAAGAGACGGAAAAAAUCAGUCCAUUUUGGUCGUUUAAUGACACCGUUGACUUGACAAAAUAUGAACAGUUUGAUCAUCAACGUUUUAUUGAGACUGUGUUGGAUCCUGAAUUAGUCCAACCAACAACAUCUACUGUGCCAAAAAUAAAAACAUCUCCACAUACAAGACGGAGAAACUCCACUAAAACUCAACAACCAAUAUCGCCUCCAGUAUUUGAGGGUCCAGCAAUAUCUAAUGUGACAGCUAGAUUGGGCGAAAGCACGUUUCUGUACUGCACAGUCCAAAACCUGAAACAGAGACCGGUAUCAUGGGUUCGUCGUCGAGAUUGGCAUAUACUAAGCUCCGGUGUUUUUAUGUACACAAAUGAUGACAGAUUUCAUGUGAUGCAUGCAGACAACGCAGAUAAUUGGGAUUUACAGAUCAAAUAUGUACAAAAGAGAGAUGCUGGUUCAUAUGAAUGCCAAGUGGCAAUGGGAACGGGUAUUGCUUCGCAUUACUAUAACUUGGAAGUGAUUGUACCAACGGCUCGAAUUCUAGGAAGAGAAGAGUAUCAUAUUGGAAAAGGAAGCACAAUUAAUCUCAUAUGUGUCAUAGAAAAUGGAUCCUCGUCAACAAGAAAUGUCGUUUGGGUUCAUAAUGGAAUUCCUAUAUAUAAUAUUAAAAAUAACAAGAAAGAUGAUCCUAGUCCAAUUUUGGUAACUACUGAAGUCAUACAACCUGACAAUACCAUUCAGAGUAGGUUAUUUAUUCGAGGGGCAUCUCCGUCAGCUUUGGGAAAUUACACAUGCACAGCGCCAUACACCGAACCUGACACGGUCAAUGUUUACGUGAGCGAAGAAGGAGACAAUAUCGCUGCAAUUCAAAGACACGGAACUUCAUCGAGUGCCUCUUGUGUUUUUAUAAUACACAUUGUAUUCCCGAUGAUAGUUGUAUUACAGAGGAUUGUAAAAUUCAUUUGAAAUGAAUAAUUAUGUACAUAAUCAUAUUAAUCUGAUAUGGAACAAACAUCAUUUAUAAAAUAGCUGCGAAGUCGUACAAUAAUGAUGAAUUGUUUAACAUUACUCUUUUGCUGAAUUACAGUUUUUGAGUUAUCGUGAAUAUAUUUAUAAACAUAAGUGUUAAUUAAAUAUUCAUGCUAUAAAUUUCAGUAUUUAAGUUUUUUUUUUUUUAUAAAAAUAUAUAAAUAUAUUAAUGUAAAUUAUAAUAAUUUAUCGGUUUAAAAUGAAAUAUUUACUAAAUUCUAUAUUGUAGUAUACCGGAGAAAUGAGAAUGUAAAAGAAAAGGAUAAACAUGGUUCCAAAUGAAAUGAGAAUAUCUUCAAUAUAAAUUAUCUUUCUAUAAAGUUAAGAAUUUUGUUAUCCAAUUCACCAUAUAAAAUUUAUAUUAUGUUUUAAUUAGACAAAGCUAAAUAUUGUGAUUCCUAACAUAAAUGGUUUUUUUUAUAUAUAUUAUAUUAUUGAUUAUAUAAUUUAUGUUUAUAUUAAGUAUUUUUAAAAAUUGUACUAAGUUUUUGUUAUCAUUAUUACAAUACAAUUGUUUUAAAUAGUUUACUAUAGCUUAGUUAACUAAAAAUGUAUAAUUAAAAUCCGUUAUUGUUAUUGUUUGAACCAUGUUAUAAGCUGACUAUGCUGUUAUGAAAAAAUAUCACCAUUACUUUCUUACGCUAUAUAAUAAUACACAGAAAAUAGGUAAACAAAAAAAUGUGUAUGGUUUUACGUCCAAAUGUAUCUAUGAAUAUUGUCAUAGUAUAUUUUCCCAGAAAAAAAUGUUAUACUUUAUUUACCCGUGUAUCUUUCUUAUAAUUUAAUGUAUAUAAUAAUAUAAUAUAAUUAAUUUGUUUUAUUUAUCAAUGAAAAUGUUAAAAAUGUUAAAAAUCAGUGUGACUUCUAUGGCAUGAAGCCGGCCACUCGAUUAAUGUCUAGUGUUGUAAAUAAUUAGUUUUCAAAACUUGAAUGUUGUUUUGAAUUUAAUAAUAUAACGUUGAACAGAUGAAUAA